AUGACAAUCUUGAUAAACCUUGGUCGUAUUACAGUAGUACAAUUUGUGGAGCUUGCUUUAGGCCUGGAAGCAUCAGGUUAUCCAUUCAUUUUAGUCAUAAAAACAGGGGAAGGACAAGCACCAAUAGAGGAGUGGAUAUCGAAAAAUGGAUUUGAGGAAAGAACAAAAGAAAGAGGGCUUUUGAUACGCGGAUGGUCACCACAAGUAGUAAUUCUAUUACACCCUGCAGUUGGUGGGUUCUUGACUCAUUGUGGUUGGAAUUCAACUGUUGAAGGGAUUAGUGCUGGUGUACCUUUGAUCACAUGGCCUUUAUUCGCCGAGCAGUUUCUUAAUGAGAAGUUAUUAGAACAUGUAUUGAAUAUAGCUGUGGGUGUUGGAUCUCAGGCAAUUGUGCAUUUGGGGGAAGAAGAGAAGUUUGGAUCCCAAGUGAGCAACAAAGCAGUGACGGAUGCCAUUAAAAAGGUGAUGGACAAGGAGAAAGAAGGAAACAAGAUUAGAAAAAGAGCUAGGGAGCUUGGAGAAAUGGCAAAAAGAGCUGUAGAAGAUGGUGAAUCUUCUCACCUCAAUGUCAUUCUUUUAAUCAAGGAAAUACAAGAAUUCCAACUGAACCAAUCUGCUAAAAAUGCACUUGUUGAUUAG
Solanum tuberosum (potato) is the source of this 639-nucleotide messenger RNA. Its product is annotated as anthocyanidin 3-O-glucosyltransferase 4-like. The record is from RefSeq and is a predicted model, not a curated record. The transcript is spliced from 2 exons. NCBI's taxonomy places the organism in Eukaryota, Viridiplantae, Streptophyta, Magnoliopsida, Solanales, Solanaceae. Gene Ontology annotation, molecular function: UDP-glucosyltransferase activity. The coding region runs from base 1 to 639 and encodes 212 amino acids.